AUGGGCAACCAGAAUGGAAAAUCAAACAACCUGCCCAAUGGGGCAACCGACUCCUCAUCUCGAACCUUGCAGCAUCUUAACGAUGUCCGACACAUCGUGGAUGUCAGUGGUGGAGUGGAAGUGGAUAGUGGGCAUUUUGAUGCCCCCAUGCCAAAUCCCAGUGAAGUGGAGAGACGCUUUACCAAAGUCCUAGCGUCGAUGGACCUUCCACCGGAUAAAGUGAAGGUCCUCAAAGGCUAUGAUGAGAAGAAAAAGUGGCAUAUGAUCUGUGAUCAAGAACGAGUUCAUGCCAAAGAGUCUCCAGCCUUUUACCUGGAAAAACUUCGAACUUACCUUGACCCCAAGGCAUCUCGAAGUGCUCGCAAACGAAGGCUCUUGGGAGAUCGCACGUCGACGCAGUUGUUACGGAAUUUGGAAACGUCUCUUCGCACCAAUCAUAUUGAAUGGGUGCGAGAAUUUCUCAACGAAGAGAAUCAGGGGUUAGAUGUACUCAUAGACUAUCUGUCGUACCGUCAGGUGAUGAUACGGUGUGAGGCUCGACGGAAUGAAGCAGCCAGUGAUCAAGAAAAUGAAGGGAGUGAUUCAAAUUCACCAAGAACAACAACAAGUACCCUUCGCACCAAGAGUGUCUCAAAGCAUCAGUCGCGCCUGAACAUGGGGCAAGCCCAUGACGAUAUCCAUGUGUGUAUAAAGUGCUUACGAGCCAUCAUGAACAAUAAGUAUGGUUUCAACAUGGUGAUAGGGCAUCACCAGGCCAUCAAUUGCAUCGUCCUCAGUCUCAAUCAUCAUAGUCAGUUGACCAAGGCUUUGGUUCUAGAACUCCUUGCUGCCAUUUGCCUGGUGAAAGGUGGUCAUGAGAUCAUCUUGUCUGCGUUUGAUAAUUUCAAGCAAGUAUGCAAUGAGACUCACAGGUUUGAGACUCUAAUGCAUUACUUUAAGAAUUAUGAUGAAUUUCACAUUGAAUUUAUGGUGGCAUGCAUGCAGUUUAUUAACAUUGUGGUGCACUCUGUGGAAGACAUGAACUUUAGAGUUCAUCUUCAAUUUGAAUUUACUCUUCUUGGACUGGAUGCGUAUCUUGAAAAAUUGCGUCUCACUGAAAGUGAUGAACUUCAGGUCCAGAUAGCAGCCUAUCUGGACAAUCAAUUUGAUGUGGGGGCCCUGAUGGAGGAUAGUAUGACUAAAACUGCUGCCUUGGAAAAGGUUUCAGAACUGGAGGAGGAGUUGGCUAGGACCAAGGACCACCUCCAAGAACUCGAGAAUGAACACAUAGCUAAGAUGGUGGAAGUGGAAUCUCAAUUAGCAGAGGUGACAGCUGAUCGUGACAACCUUUUGCAGGUAAAGAUGCAAAUUUCUGAAGAGAUUUCAACUCUGAAAAGGACAGCUACAAUGAAGGAAGAAGAGUCUAAACAUCGUCAAUCUCUGCUUGAAAGUAAGAUUGCAGAGUUAGAAAAGAUGGCUGGAGGUGGUGGAAAAGCAGUUGGUGGGACAGGCGCAAGUGCUCCUUCAGUGCCUGCACCACCUCCACCUGCAGCACCUGCACCACCACCUCCACCUCCUCCAGUGGCACCUCCCCCUCCUGCACCUGGAAUGCCACGAGCACCUGGGAUGCCUCCCCCACCACCUGGACUUAUGAAUGCUCCUCCUGAUGCCAUGACUAUCAAAAGGAAAGUCCAGACCAAGUACAAGCUUCCCACGUUGAAUUGGAUCGCCAUGAAACCAAACCAGGUGAAAGGAACUGUGUUCAAUGACCUGGAUGAUGACAAGCUUUACAGCAAGAUUGACUUCCACAUGUUUGAAGAGAUCUUCAAACUGGGACCUGGUGGAGGGAUUCAUUCACCAGAUGAUGAUGGAUCGCUUCACUACUUCCCCAGCAAACGCUUCAAGAAGCCUGAGCACAUAUCCUUAUUGGAACAUAACAGGCUGAGAAAUCUUGCUAUUUCAAGACACAAACUUGAUCUGAGUGUAGAGGAUGCAUCUAGGAUUGUUUCCAGUUUUGACCUGAAGGCUUUGCCAUUGGAGAGCUUAGAGAUAUUGCAACGUAUGUUGCCAACAGAAGCAGAAGUGAAGGCAUAUCGGGAAUACGAACGGGAUCAUCGUCCCGUCAAUAUGUUGACAGAAGAAGACCGGUACCUCCUGCAGUUGAGCAAGAUUGAGAGGCUCGGAGUGAAGCUGAGCAUCAUGAACUACAUGGCAAAUUUUGAGGAGACAACCCAGACACUAACUCCUCAGUUCCAUGCAGUUAUAACCGCAUCAAGAUCUGUGAAGAAUUCCAAGAGAUUCCGUGGGAUUCUUGAGGUGGUACUUGCCUUUGGGAAUUAUUUGAAUAGUUCCAAGCGUGGCCCUGCUUAUGGCUUUCGCUUGCAGAGCCUUGAGGGUCUCAUGGACACAAAGUCACCUGAUCGAAAGAUGUCUCUUCUUCACUACAUAGUAGAUACUGUGCAUGCAAAAUUCCCUGACCUGAUUGGGUUUGUCUCUGAGUUGAAGUAUGUUGAAAAGGCCGCAGGGGUCUUUCUAGAAACCAUCCUCACUGACAUGAGUGACUGUGAGAAGGGCAUGGAUAUGGUUCGAAAGGAGUUUGAGUUGUGCCGCAAAGAUGCCAAGGACGACAGAAAUGCUGUCUUGCGGGACUUCAUCACGAAGUCUGAGGAUCGACUCAGGAAGUUGAAGAAUGACUGUCAGAUGGCCCAACAACUCUUCUCUGAAAUGCUGGAGUAUUUUGGAGAGAACAUUCGGACGACCAGCACCAAUUCCUUCUUCUCAGUCUUAGUUCGGUUCAUGAAACUGUGGAAGCAGGCUGAAGAAGAGAAUGAACAGCGUCGAAAGAGGGAAGAAGCUGCGCAAGCGCAGAAUGGUGUGGAAGAAGGGAAUAAAAGCAAUCCAAGGUCUCAGCAACAAAGACAGGAAGCUGUGGUCAAUGAGCUUAAGUCCCGGAACAAUCGACAUGUCCAGGAGAAGCAGUUAUUGGCUCAGGAUCAGGUUUACCAUGGUGCUUUGGAGGAUAUAUUGAACAACCUCCACAGUGAGCCUUACAGGCGAGCUGAUGCGGCCCUGAGGCAGACUCCCCCUGAAUAUCUGUUAACAUGCCAUCCCCUGGAUAGGAAGGGUGAGCCAGUUCUUAGAGAAGGGAAAAGGAAGCCAAAGCCUGGAUUGAAGAUUUACUCUAUGAGCAUCCUGUUUCUUCUUCUUGCACCAUUCUUGGGAGUGACAGCUGUGAUCAAUACUUCUGGCCUGUGCAGCCCUACCCCUAUGUCCUGCGUGCAUCAGAUAUCAUGGGAAGGAGUUGCAAAGGAUUUUGAUUCUUCCAUAGAGUUCUGUAUCUUCCAAUCAGACAAGAAUGAAGAUAUUGCCAGAAAUGUUCGGUGUGAAGGCUGCUCGGAGCCCCCUAAUCCUGUCGUUAGGGUUGAGUUGUAUCAUUUCACCCCUCGAUGGAUCCCCAUCACCAAUUCAUUUGAUUCUGUCAUGGUCAACAUCACCUUCCCCAACAUCCAAUGGACAAGCCUGAGUUUCUGCCUGACAGCCAUAGCAGACCACAAAAGAAGAUGCUAUUCUGUCAAGAUCUCAGAUGGAUUGAAGGGAGGGACUUUGUGGUUUGAUUGCCCUCAACGGUUCAUUCAUCUCAGUCAGAGCAAAUUUGUAAACCUGACUUACGCUGCAUGGCCUCAGCUCUGGGCCGAGGAGCUCCUUUUCCCUGUUCCUGUCGUCUUGCAGUUACCCUCUAUUGCUCAAUCUUCCCAGAAUCUCCGACUGCAUGGGAUCCUCCAUGGUUUAGCUUCUUCAAAGCUAAAAUUUGAUCUCCUUCUCCCUCAGGAAGACUUUAAUGCAAGCUUCUACAAUAUAUCACUCAUGACCCAGAACUUGAGCCUGGCAGAGCACAUAAUUUGCAUGCCAGGCCAUUUGUGUCCCAAAUCUGGAAAGGGGAAUCAAGAGCUGAAAACUGGAUGGGUGACUGUUGAAUGGGAGUUGGCAGAACUACAAGAAACAUCCUAUUCUGUUCAUGUGUACAUGUAUGGAUAUGCCAUUUUUCAUCUCUUAGGGAGGUCCAUGCCAUCGCAGAUGCUGUUGAUCUACAACAGUGACUUGCUUCCUCUGGCAAAAGCUGUGCAUGCUCUUGCUGAUCACCUGCAUGCUGCAGUGGGAGUGAAGGUUCUCUCAUUUCGAGACAUCCCAUGCAAUAUGAACCCCCAGAGCUGGAUGGUGGAGAGGUUGAAACAAUCAGACAUGGUGUGCAUUGUUGCCGACCCUCACGUCGAAUGGGAGAGGAGAGAGGCUGCUCUUCCGGUUGGUGGGUGGCUUCUCUAUCAGCUGGGUGUGCACCUUGUGUCUGAGGCAUCAUUGAAAAAUUAUCCUCAUGCUGGUCCAUGCCAAUACCUCCUCCUCCAGUUGUUUUCUUCUCCUCUGCAUGACUCCUUGGCACAUAUCCCCAAGGUUCAGAUUGGUGAGGACAUCACUGAGUUCCUCUGUGCCAUACACAGAGUGAAAUAUUCUCAUCUCUGCAAGUGGAGACAUGGUGAAAUUCCAGGACAGGCAUUGAAUAAGACAGAGCCUGGGAGGCUAUAUCUGGAUGCCGUACAGGAGUGCCUGGAGAUUCUCGGCCGACUUCCUCCAAAAGUUGACGAUGAAUACGAGGAGAAUGAAGCCCGGAGGCUCUUGAGCUCUCUUCCUCAAAUUCAGGUUCCUGCCUUGAUAUCUGAGUCCAGGAGAGGUGAGGACCUGUUGAUGCAGGAAAUCGUGUCCGAUUAUCCGCCAGAUGUCCACCUUGUUGCCAGAUGAGAGGAAAUUCUUGUGUUGCUCAUGUGACACAUUUACAUUCCAUUGGAUUCCUUGCCUUCUGGCAUUGCAUCAGGGAGGCAGGAGUUUAUGUUGGGAAAUGGGAUCUAUCAUGUGCAUUUUGUUAUUUAACAAGAUUGUGUCUCUGUUUGAAUAACAGCACUUGUAUGAGGCAAAUGAUCAAAGUUUACUUGGUUUAUAUGUUUUGUGGUACAGCACUGUCAUAGCUUUGUCGAUAUUGUGGCAAUCUAGUCUAAGCUUACUGGUGGUGAUGAUGCUUCAUGAUAUAAAAUAUCUGUGUCCUUGGAGGAAUAUGUUUUAUGCAAUAUGGGAUGGUGUCAUGUUGGUGUUCAUGUACGUUCCAUCCAAUUGGUUUCACAAUAUUUGUAUAUUCUUCAUGCAUAGUUGCUGCCUCUAACAUUCUCAACUGUACUAUGUGUCUGUACUGGCUUCUUUGGCUAUCCUUGUUGCAGUGGCUGCAGUACAUCUUCAUGAAUAUAGACUUAGCACUACCAUUUAACAUAGGUCAUUCUUUCUUCUCAAGCAGGUUUUUUUCUCUGUUAGCUGUGAACUGAAAUCAAUUAACAUCCCUGUCAGUAUUAAGAUUUAAAAAAUUUUUGAAGUUGCGGUACUUAGAUAGCCAGAACAGUAAGUCCCAGACAAUGUAACCACAUUUUCUAGCUUACCACAAGGCUAGCAGCAGUAGUCUAAUUCUUUUGCCAUUGUACAAAAAGGAAAGAAAAGAUGAUCAGGGAAGAAAGAAAUUUAAAGGCAGGUACUAGGCAUAAGCCUAGUAGACAUGCAUGCAAAUUGAAAGCUUGAUAUCUUAGGGGAGAGAAGAGAAUCAAAGAAUAUGAGGAAUGAUGGGGCAUUCCUGGUGAAUGGAACAUCUGCCGU
Darwinula stevensoni is the source of this 5664-nucleotide messenger RNA. Lineage: Eukaryota; Metazoa; Arthropoda; Ostracoda; Podocopida; Darwinulidae. The record is from the annotation of a GenBank genome assembly.